CCGUUGCCAUCGGAGUGAUGUGCCGUAUUGAGUGAGGGCUCGUUGGACUUUGGGGAACUUAAAAACGGAAGCACAGAAAGGAUUUGCUCGUGCAGUUCUGCCAUCGUUUGAAUCCGUGUUUGAAUAAACUCUCGAAACAAUGACCGGUGGUGCGACAACGUAUCGUAUGUUUCUGCCAGUGCUCUGUGUGAUCCUAACGAUGGAAGGAUCGGUGGCCGGUGCUGAUGCUGAUGUCUCGGAGCAAGGAGAUCGACCGAAUCAACUGUAUCUGGGAUGCCACAAGCGACUUUUUACCUAUCGGGUGUCACAAACGGAUAGUAAAGGGCGCGAAUGCUGGGACCAUGUGAGUGUCCUAUCGUGCUGGGGCCGUUGUGAUUCGAACGAAAUCUCCGACUGGCGCUUUCCGUACAAACGGUCGCAUCAUCCAGUUUGUGUGCAUGCGGGACGUACGAAGGCGGUGGCGAAGCUGAGACACUGCCACCCGGAUGCGGAUCUUGUAGCGCGUCAGUACGAGUAUAUGGAACCGAAAUCCUGUAACUGCCAGACAUGCUCCAGCACGGAUACAAGCUGCGAAGGACCGAAGCAGCUCAAUACGGAGGCGGUUACGAAAAUCUUUCAAAUCGAGGACGAAGACACCGAACCAGAGUACCAUUAACGGGACUGUCUGUGUCUGUCGGUGUCUAAUCAUCUCGACCUGAUCUCAUCAUCAUCCCCAUAAUGGUAGCCAUUCAACGGGAGGGGCGUGCUUUGUGUUAGGUGGUUAGGUGUUCUUCCCCCCCGGCCAGCCAGUACAGAAAACC
This is a messenger RNA of Anopheles aquasalis, 800 nucleotides long. It is a transcript of the gene Gpb5, whose product is annotated as Glycoprotein hormone beta 5. Lineage: Eukaryota; Metazoa; Arthropoda; Insecta; Diptera; Culicidae. Gene Ontology annotation, biological process: G protein-coupled receptor signaling pathway. Gene Ontology annotation, molecular function: hormone activity. The record is from RefSeq and is a predicted model, not a curated record. Gene Ontology annotation, cellular component: extracellular region; cytoplasm.